Molecule: messenger RNA, 8672 nt
Organism: Ochlerotatus camptorhynchus
Lineage: Eukaryota; Metazoa; Arthropoda; Insecta; Diptera; Culicidae
Gene: sev
Product: sevenless
Exons: 14
Coding region: 665-8386 (2573 amino acids)
Biological process (GO): multicellular organism development; cell surface receptor protein tyrosine kinase signaling pathway; positive regulation of kinase activity
Cellular component (GO): plasma membrane; signaling receptor complex
Molecular function (GO): transmembrane receptor protein tyrosine kinase activity; protein binding; ATP binding
Source: RefSeq, a predicted model, not a curated record
AAUUUCGAAGCUUAUUAAGCCGAGGAUCGCGCGCGCACCAUAUAGCUGAGGAUGAUCGCAAGUGAGUGCUUCAAAGUGCGCGUGUGACUUCCCGGAGCUCGGAAGUGGACUCGUCAUUCGUCAGUUGUAGUUUGACCGUCGUGGGAUUAAGUCGUCCAAGUCCAGUUCAGUGUGUGGUCAAGUGGUUUGUUUUGUGUGUGUGUAUGUUUUUUUUUUCUGUGUGGAGUGAAAAGAUCCGAGAUAAGAAGGAAGGAUUAACACGAAAAUUAAAGAAACCAACGACGGGAUCGACUUUGGAAAGGUCGAUCCGCUGCGAAAAGGAUUAAGUUACACAUUGAAGUGCGGUAGAAGGGGGGAAUUCGAUCGAAGAUUUUGUGGUUUCCAGCGGUGGUGAUCCGGGUAGCGGAAGUAUGAAGAAUUUUGGAAGGCAUCAUCAGCGGUGUCCAAGUUCCCAACGGCUGGGGCCUUCGAGGCGGUGAGAAAAGAUUCUGCGGUGUGUGUGGUGGUCAACUGAGACAGGUGAAACGUGAUCUGCAUCAGGUCGUCCGCAUAGAAAGCAACAGUGAAAGAAGUGUGUAAUUUGAAACAGGUGAAAUGAUGAUCGUCUGAAGUUGAGAGGAGUUGCUGGAGAAUCUUGUUCUGAAAGUGCGUUUGGGCAUUCGAAAUGCAUCGGAUUUUGUGCGGUCCCAAGGCGGGAUUGUGUGUCACGGUAGUGCUACUGAUUGUGUUGACUGUCGUGGUGGGAGUGCGGGCCCUGACCGAGGUCGAACUGGAGGACGACUAUCUCGUCGCAACCAAGGAAUUCGAGCAGCAGUGUAUUCACCGUUGUCCGGACCAGAAUCGAACCGGCUUCAAUGAGCAUAUCGACGUCAGCUGCGGCAGUGAUUGCUACAUUACACAGUGUGGAGUCGGUUGUCGAUUGUGGGAGCUAGCGCUGGAGACCUCCUGUCAGAAUGUUUGCAACAAAACUGACCAGGAGCUGUUCGAGCCCAAGGAGCUGUACUGCGUCAUGGGUUGCAACGAUGCGCUGCAGCGGUACUUCAAAUGGCUGAAAACGGAAAUUGGGACGCCACCGGCGCCGGCGCUGGUGGCUGACAGUCUGACGGCAACUUCGCUGUCGCUGGAGUGGGAGAUUCCCGAGCGGUUGGUUCAGUUGACCAAGCAGAAAAGCUACGGACCUAGGAGCUACUUGGUACAGUGGAGGUACGAGGAGGUUGCCGGUGAUUGGAAGUUCUGCCGGAACCAAAGUAUGGGCGACAACUCCACCAUCCGAGUGGAUAACCUGCAGCCUUACACCAAGUAUCGGUUCCGGGUAGCCCUGAUCCUCUCGCCGAAUCGCAACGACGUCCUCAUCUCGGAGCAGAGCGUCAUCAUCCAGACCCUGCCGAAGGGCGUGCCGACGUCCGAACCGAAAAUUGUACGCGCCGUAGCCGUAGAUCAUUCACGAAUUUCCAUCUCAUGGGAACCCGGACCGUUCCCGAACGGUAUCAUCCUAACAUACGUGCUCCAGAUUACAGAUCUCGAUCCCGAAGGCUACAAUGCCCUCAAGGACAUCCCCGAGUCCAACUCGUCCCGGUACUACAUCUUCGAGAAACUCCAUCCGGAGCGAAACUAUUCCGUUUCGGUUUCUAUGCUGAACCCGGAAGGCAAAGGCCCUCCGUCAACGACCUACGUCAAGACGCCACCGCAGCCUCCCGAUCAAGAGAAGGAUAUUCAGCCCACAUUGAUCCUGGGUGCCGAACGGGCUGUCUCCUCACAAGGUUCGGACUUGCUUCUGGACCCCCCGAACAUCCUGUACAGCAGCCACUCCAGCCAGAAAAUCCGCGGCACCGCUAUUCAUAUCCGCCGAAACCUGAUCUUCAUCUCCGAUGAUGCAGGGUACAUCUACAAAGCCCCUCUUAGCAAGGCUGUCGAGCGAGGUCGAACUGCUGCACAUGGUCGAACUGCCAUCCUGACCCCGGAAGCAGGUCACAACUUCCGACCGACAUUGCUUUCGGUGGACUGGCUCAACGAUCACCUCUACAUACUGGGUCAAGUGAAGGCCGGUGGCCUGUGGCAGAUCUCCCGAUGUGAUCUGAACGGCGAUCGCAUGACCGUUGCCUAUGCCGUAUUGCAGAAGAAACCCACCCACUUCGAGGUGGAUCCCUUCAAUGGGUAUCUGUUCUGGGUGAUGAGCAGCGACAGUUCGGAUGCCGGAUUGUUUCGACUCGACCUCGGUGAUAUCUCCAACGGCGUCAAGCACGAGAUCAACCCCCUUCAGUUGAACAACGUGCACAACUUGGGCGCAUUCACGAUCGAUCACGUCCGUUUUCGGGUCCUGGUUCCGGAUCAGAAAAACAACACAGUUCUCUCGAUCUCUCUCGACGGAAAAAUCACCGAGAACAUUCGUCAAAACACGCAGCAACCGCGCUUCGGGAAGGUCAAAUCGAUCGCUCUGGCCAAUGGCCUGUUCUACUGGACCAAUGGGAAGGAAGUUCUGGUCGAAGACUACCACAAGAAACACGAGAGCUACUACCACAAUGCAUUCCCAAUGGAUGUCAACAAUACGUACUUCAGCAUCUACGUGAACCUCACUUCAGCUCAGCCCAUCCCGACGCCGGUGAAUCCUCCGAGGAACGUGCAAGCUCUGCUGACAAACCGGAAGAUCAAGAUCUUCUGGAAUGUACCGCACCUGCUGGGAAUCAAGGGCAAGGGAGCGUGGCAAGAGUGGAAAUACGUACUGGAACUGAUCGACGGAAAGACGAUCCGGAACAUCAGCGGGACGGCAUUCACCUCCGAAGAGCUGGAAUUAGUCAGCCCAGGACAGGAGUACGUGAUUAAGGCUGCGGCCUACACGGACGCCGGGCAGGGACCGUGGAGUACAGAGUUCCGGGUGCGGACGUUGAAGGAUUCGCACGAUCGGCAUAUGGUGUGGUCCGGAAGCGAGGGACUCUUGCGAAGCGAUGUUAUUGGAGACAGCGUCGAGACUUUGAUAGGGCAAACGGAGCUGGAGGAUGGAGUCGUCACGGAUAUUACCUGGUUCGAUAACAUCCUAUACGUGGUUAGCAAUUCAACGUUGUUAUUCUACAAUCAAAGCGAGGCAGGGGUCAGCAAGCUGAGGGAUCUGGAAUCGGUAGAAUGUGUGGCAGUGGAUUGGAUCGGAAGGAGGUUAUAUUUCUACAACCCUUCGCAGCAGAUGAUCGUGCGGAGUAGUUUGCAUGGGGAGCAGCACGAACCGAUUCACAAUGUGAACAAUGUGCGGGCGAUCAAGUUCGAUGCUUUGCGAGGCUUCAUCUAUCACUUUACGGCUUAUGUAGUGGAAGCAUUUCGUUUGAAUGGUAAGGACAGGCAUACCUACUAUCAUGAACAGCACAAUCGGUUCGCCGGGAAGGAAGUGAUAGGGAUGACACUGGAUUUGGAUGGCAAGAAGGUUUACUGGAUCGUUCGAACCAUCAGCAAUCUGGAGCUGUACAGCGAGCACAUGGCUGGAACUGGUUCGCCGAAGCCAGACUCCGGGAAAGUCUCCCCCAUAGCAGUCCUUUCGGAUCAGUUCUCCGUGGGUCCUCUGACACACUUUAGCGAUCGGCUGCUCUGGCUCCAGAAGGACGAAAUCGUCGUCGGAGAUCUACGAGGUGGAAAUCUCGCCCACAUCAAAAAUCAAAAGCUAAACGGGACCCGUGCCUUCGUCAUAGUUGAUCCAGCCCAUCACAUCUACCCGGAAGGUAACCGGAACGUCAACGUCCUCCCCAACCCGGUCAACGACAGUUCCAUUCGCAUCCAGGGUACCUGGAAGAAGUUCCAGAUCGUUUGGAGUCCGGUUUCGAACGUAGACUACGGCAAGGUGUUCUACAAACUGACCAUUAAAGUGGCAGGCAGACCAGAUGAAAUCCACGAACUGUCCAAGCCCAUUCAUCCGUACAACUCGUCCGGAGCGAAUCACAUAAGUCCUCACACGGAGAUCAACGUUACCAUCAGUGCAUUCACUCACUGGCGAUCGUCAUCGUUCUCCGUGGCUCGUCUGUUCAGUCCAUCCGGUAAACCAUCGCAACCGACGCAUCCGCGAGUCUACGUGCGGCACUUUGUCGACCCGAUCAUGUACACACACAACAUCGAAGCCACCUUCCGGUGGUCCCCACCGGAGACUCCCAAUGGACCGAUCGUUGGCUACAAGGUGCACUGCUGGUACGAAGAGGACGGCCAAAUCAAUCAAGUCCUGGAGGGAGAGCAUGUCAACGGAACGGAGCGAAUCAUGCGCAAUCUGGUGCACAACGUGACGUACUACUUCCGAGUGCAGGCUGCCACAACGGCUCGGGCCAGUGAAAUGACUUCGGUGCGGUUGGUGGACACCGCUCACGAUCAUCCGAUUCCGCAAGCUCUGAUCGCCACCCGGGAGUACAUCAUCAAGGUAGACUUUGAUUCGAGGAACUCCACGCAGGUAGUUGGGACAUCAACGCCUGUGAACUUCAUGGCCCGGUUGGCCAGGGAACGGAAGCUGUUUUGGGUGGACGAAAACAAUGAGCUGUUCCAGUUCGAUGGGGCGUCUAAGUUGAAGCUGUACUCCACCAACGGAACGGUGACGUCUUUGACGGUGGAUUGGAUCCAGCGGAUACUGUACUGGUCCCAGCGGGAGCUGGUCGGGAGUGCGAUCUACGCCUUUGAUCUGAGCCGGUUCGAACACGAGGGAGUCCAUCUGGCGAAUGUCGUGCACAAGGAGGGAAACAUUAGCAAUCUGGUGGUGUCUCCGUUCGAUCGAAAACUCUUCUGGAUCGAGGAAGUGCCGGAGGAUGUGAUUUUCGUGCACACCUUCGAUGACAAAAAGACGGUGGAAUUUUUCGACGAUAGCUUCGAGGAAUGUCCUAAUCGGACGGCUGGAAUUACGGUCCAUCCGAUGUUGACGUUGCAGACUUCGGUCAGCGAAGAGGCCAGACUGUUUUGGGGUGAGACUGGAUUGCGUAGCAUCGGGUUGAGCAACAAGACGUGUGUGAACUUUGGCUUUGAGUACUACCCGAACAUGAAGAGCAUCGCAAAGGAUAGUGAUCACUUCUACUGGUUGGAUGGAAACGAUGCAAUCGUUCGGAUGGAUGAAACGGGUGAUCGUGAGACGAUCACGAUACCUGGAGCAAGAACACUGCUACCGCUACAACUACAGUACUUCCCCGAGAGGCAGUGCUUGAUUCCGCUACAGAAGGAUCAAAGCUAUCAGGCCAACUUGCUUCGCAAGACGGAGAAUUCGUUGACUUUGUGGCUGCCGAAGGCAGAGGUCCACACAAAUUGUUCCACACAGCCUACGGGAAUCCGGUAUCUGAUCUUCUACGAAGAACUGAGCGAGGCGAACAAGAACGGAACAGUGGAUUGUGAUCCAUUGGUAUGUAGACGCGUGAGUUCAUAUGACCGAAGCAAGACCAUCGAAGGACUGAAACCGUUUACCUGGUACAAGUUCCAGGUCAUGCUAACCAAUUUCUAUCAGGAGCACUAUGGCUCGGUAGCAGGACUUGACAGCCCUCGGAUGGGUGCGAUAACGAUACUCAGUACGGCUGUGGGAGCCCCGUCCAAGCCGGAAAACAUCUACGCAGCAACGCUCAGUCCAACCGAAGCCAUUGUCUACUGGUCUCCUUCGGUGGUGAAGAACAGCGAUCGCGUGUGGUAUGAGAUCCACUGGCAGACGGAGAACAUUCACGAUGGGGUGAAAAAUAAACAGCAGCAGCCCGUUGGAGAGUUUGACGAAAGUUCGGGUAAUCUCUCGAUAAGCCUCAAUCGACUGCAGCCGAAUCAUUCGUACACUAUCUGGAUCCAAGCUCACUCGACCAAGACGACGUUUAGCAUAAGCGAUCAGGCGCAGAUCGUGACCUUCCCGGAACCGGAUGACAUCCACCUGGUGUUCAACUCGUCCACUGAGCUGUGCGUCAGCUGGCGGCCCCAUAUGAUCAUUUCACAGUACAAAGUGCAAUACUCCGCCGUUGGCAGCAAGUCCUGGGAAACGAUCUUCGAGACGGGCGUCAACGCUACCACCCCGGAGAACGACGAAUACAAAGUGACAGGACUUCAGCCCAAGACGCAAUACCGAUUCAUCGUGCUGCUGUUCUACCCGAACCGCAAGGAUCCGUACGUGUGGCCUCCGGAUGUGCGGUUCGUCUAUGAAACCGAUGCCGAUCGGCCCAGCACACCGAGCCGCCCAAUCGUGACCCAACUUCGGCAGGAUGUCUACAAAGUUUCCUGGGAACCUGCCAAAGACAACGGAGCCGUCAUCCUGGAGUACGCUCUGGAAGCCUUGGUGCGAUCACCUCGCAACAUGAACCGGGUAGAACGCAGUGCCGCCGUCGAACAGCUCAACGACGGCAACUCCGAAGAGAUGAACAAUACGAUCCCAACUCGCAUGGAUGUCAUCCCGACCGACAGCCAAGAGUACGUGACGUUCGACGAACACUGGGAUCUGGUAUAUAACGGAACCGACGUCUACUGGAUCAUCCCGGAGAAGCAGACCUUCCACAAGCACACGUUCCGGGUUCGGGCACGAAACUCCUGCGGUUGGGGUCCGUUCAGCGGUGAAAGUGAACCCGUCAGUGAACCGCUGCUAUCGGGUCAAACCGGAAGCUACCUGAUGAUCGUCCUGAUCAUCAGCGCCUCCAUCCUGAUCAUCUUUGUGGUGCUGAUCUUGGUCGUCUGUGCGUGCCGUCGCGCCGAGCUUGAAAAGAAAAUUCUAAUUGAUGCAACCACUACUCGCAUUCCAGAUGUGGAGCUGGCGAACCUUCGCGAGCUGCCACGGCGCGGCAAUUUCAUUCACAGCAACAACAUCCUGUACAGCUCGAGCCCGCUGACGGACUCGGAGAUUGCACUGCUGCCGCAGAUCCGACGCGAGCAGAUUUCGAUGACCAGUUCACCAUUCUUGGGCAGCGGAGCGUUCGGUGAGGUGUACGAAGGAAUCGUCAAGGGAGUAGGAGCCGAUGCGGAGACUCGCGUUGCGAUCAAGACUCUCCGGAAGGGAGCUACCGAGCAGGAGAAGGCUGAAUUCCUGCAGGAAGCUCAUCUGAUGAGCAACUUCAAGCACAAACACAUACUGAAGCUGAUCGGGGUUUGUUUGGAUCUGGACUCGCUGUACAUCAUCAUGGAGCUGAUGCAGGGAGGUGACCUGCUGAGCUAUCUACGCUCGAAUCGUCCGACGCCGGGUAUUCCUUCGAUUUUGACGCUUCUCGAUCUGAUAUCGAUGUGCGUAGACGUCGCGACGGGUUGCCGCUACCUGGAGGAGAUGCACUUUGUCCACCGGGAUUUGGCCUGUCGAAACUGUUUGGUUUCGUCAAUGGAUCCGAGGGAGCGAGUCGUCAAGAUCGGCGAUUUCGGGCUGGCUCGGGACAUCUACAAAAAUGACUACUACAGAAAGGAGGGAGAAGGACUGCUACCGGUCAGGUGGAUGUCUCCGGAAAGUCUAGUCGAUGGAGUGUUCACGUCUCAGUCGGACAUUUGGGCAUUCGGCGUGCUCCUGUGGGAGAUCAUGACCCUAGGGCAGCAGCCGUAUCCGGCCAGGAACAACGUCGAAGUGCUGCACUAUGUGCGGGACGGUGGUCGACUUGGUCGACCACAGGACUGCCCGGAAGAACUAUAUCAACUGAUGCUGAAGUGCUGGAGCUACUCGCCGGAAGAUCGACCGACCUUCCGCUACUUGCUGGAAGUGCUGAAAUCUCUCAAGGAACGAACCAGCGAUUCAAUACAAAUCACUUCCCAAUUUCCCUGUAAGGUUCAGAACGGUGCGGUGUUUAACCGAUCCUAUCUGCUUUCCGACAUCAAUCACAAUCCGUUCAUGGCAGACAUCAAAUUCGUCGGCAACAGUGGAAGCGGCGGAGGCUUCAUCAUCACUCCACCGACCUCUUCGAGUGGUGGAAGUGGAGCCACCUUGAUGACCACGACCAUCCCGAAGUAUCUGGAACUGGUCUACGAAGAUAGUCACAGCCAGAAUAGCAAGUGUUCGACAGGCGAGGAUGUCCCUCUCACCGUUGGACUUCCGCCGCCACAGCAUCAGAACCAGGUGAUGCCAACAGACAACGGGUACGAGAUCCCAAUUCACGAGAUCCUCCUGAGGCAACACUCGAGCAACAGUAUCAAAGGCCGGACGUUCUCCAGUUCGUCGACGGUCAGCAACGUCAGCACGCUACCGGCCACGGCAUCGACGACGACGGCGGUCUGUUCGACCGGGACUAGUUCCUCCCAAUGUCAGGACGACUGUUCCAGCUUGGAAGCGCUGCUUCCAAUGAACUCGAUCCUCACCGUGAAGCUUCCGGACGAGGAAGAACCACCCACCGGAAUGGACUACCAGUGUAGUGGGACGGAAUCCAGCGAUACGAACGAAGAUAGUAUUAACAACGGGGAGCAGCAGGUCGGUGGGUCCGUCGCGGACGAAAGCAAAUCAGUCAUGUGAGCAGCUACUAACUAGUUUAUAGGUAACGGAACAAACAAAGUCGACACACAGGCAGAAGUUGGAACAUUCCAAAUAACCAUCCGUGGUAGAAACCUAUUAGACCUAGGAAACGCUCAAAACCAACCACCACCUAGACGUAACCAAACGACUCUCAACCUUUUAAGCUAACCUACCUACUGUUUAGUUAACCUAAUGGAAUCUUAGUUAGAACCAACGAUUGUAAAUACGGGGUCAAACAGAACCAAAACAAAGCCCAAAACAUAACCUAUAAGCUGAAUGUCAGUGU